Molecule: messenger RNA, 744 nt
Organism: Pieris brassicae (large cabbage white)
Lineage: Eukaryota; Metazoa; Arthropoda; Insecta; Lepidoptera; Pieridae
Exons: 5
Coding region: 1-744 (247 amino acids)
Source: RefSeq, a predicted model, not a curated record
AUGUUUAAAUUAACAUUUACGUUCCUCGCAAUUCUUGCAUUAGCACAUGGGUCCAGUAUCUUAGAUUUCCUAGACUGGGAAGAUGGUAAGAAGUUGAUCGAAGUACCAGAACUGAGGAAUGACCAGCCUAAUAGAAAUUGCCUUUGCAAGGGCCCAGCUUGUGUCUGCUGUGUGGAUUUCAAUAUAACAUUUGUUGAUCUAGGAGGACCAGGGUGUGUUCACAUGAAAUACUUAUCUCCUGAAGAUGGAUUUUCAGUCAACGUAUCAUACGGAAAAAAUUUACUCCAUACUUCAAAAAUACAAGGUACCAAUCCGGCACCUAUAUGUCUUCAAGUGUUCGGGAAGUUUGCCCAGGUUUGUGCUAAAUUCAGUGACUUGGCACCUACCGCCGACGGUCUUAGAGGAUGCCUUGAGUUGGAACCUAGACUUUUAGGAGAGGGGCAGUUAGAAUUUCCCAUUGGCUGUUUCAAGUCGACUCCCGGUGGAAUGGAAAUGGAAGAUCCACCUGCCCAGCCUGAAGGGGAAUCGACUACUGAGGAAUCUACAACGGAAGACAACAGAUUCGAUGCCGAAUCUUUCCUCGCCAGUGUCUACCAAACCGCAGAACAAGGUGUAGCAUUUCUCAGCAGCCUUCUAGAUAUACCAGCUAAACGUAACUCUACAACAACUGUGGCCCCACCCACACCCUCUGAAGCACCUCAAAGACGAGGGCCUAAAUAUUUUAAACAUCCUAAUCAUCUGUGA